GGGAUGUUAAAUUCACCCGCUGAAAACAUUCGCGAAAAAAACGGAACUAAAGUGAAUCAAUGCAUACAGCGGUUGAAAUCACAUGCAACAAAAAAAUGAAGGAUGAAGUCAUCUCCAUACAUGGUUCAUUACCUGGUGCAUGUAGCUACAUUGUUAGAGACAUGCUUCGUCUGCAUCAAAUAACGACAAGGGUUGAACUUGUUUGUAAUCACAUUACAAAUACAAACUCUUUUUCAUGUUCAGCUGACACCAUGGAGGAAGCUGUGUGGUGGUUUCCUCGGGGAGCUCCGGAGUAGGAUGCAUGUCUGUGUCUCCAUUUGGACGCCUCCACAGAUGACUUCCCACCUCUGCCUGCUCAUCCUGUCCAGCUUGGCGGUCUCAUCCGAACUGAGUUUGGAGGAUGUGUUCUUCAGUCCCCGGGACCAGACAGUCAGCGAAGGAGAGGGAGUUUUCUUCCAGUGUGUGUCCGGGGAAAGUUCACCUCCGGCGAGCAUCACUUGGCUCAAAGACGGGACGCUGGUCUCAAGAGGGAGACACAUUCAGGGUGAGUAUGGAGGUGGUAACCAGAAGAAGACCUCGGGUACUCUGCAUCUUUUCAAUGUGACAUUAGAGGACGAUGGGAUCUACACGUGUGUCACACACAGUCCUUCACUGAACAUCAGCAAGAAAAGCCGCCCGGCUAAGCUCUCUGUGCAGGGUGUCCCUAGAAGGCUGCAGAUCAUCGAGGGCCCUGACAACAUCACCGUUGCUAUGGGAACAGAGGUCUCCAUGCACUGCGCUGUCCGUGGCUUCCCUGUUCCCAUGGUGCACUGGUUCAAAGACGGCUGCGCCCUGUCCAACUGCUCGUCCUCGUUCAGCCUCCAGAACAAUGGACAGCUGCUCACAUUCAGGAACGUGACCAGGGAGGACGAGGGCUGGUACCACUGUGAAGUAUCCAACCAGAGAGAGUCAACCAAGUCACAGCCCGCCUUCCUGCUUCCAGCCGGACUGGCGCAUGUUGUGUUUCCAGAAAUGUUGUGGAGUUUCAUCCAGCAGCCCGCAAACCUGUCGGUGAAGAGAGGAGAACAUGUCACGGUCACCUGCAGGCCUCCAUACAGCCGACCAGCAGCUCAGGUGUCCUGGUUCAAAAACAACCAGCUUCUCACCCCCACAGCUCACCAGACGGUGCUGCCCAGCGGAGACCUCUUCUUCCACAGUGUGCAGGAGUACGACAAUGGGAGCUACUUCUGCAGGGCCUCCAACAUCCACCUGCAAAGAUUUAUCACUUCCAGAAGAGCCAUUCUGACCGUGCUGGCCCCUCCAUCAGUGAGACUUUGGCCCCAGGUGUCCACCGUGUCUGUGGGUGCUCGGGUUGUGCUAGAGUGUCAGGUGUCCGGGAACCCUUCACCCACCAUUAGCUGGAUGAAGAGAGGCCACUCCAAGCAGACUGGAGGCAAGAUCGUUGUGGGAUUGAGAAACGCCACGCUCUACUUCCAGUCAGCCCGGAGCUUCGAUGAGGGGGUGUAUGUGUGCGAGGCCUCCAACGCUCUGGGCAGCAGCCGCAACACGGCAAUGCUAAGAGUUGCUGUGAGUCCGAUCAUCGUGACCUUCAUAGGUCAGGUGAGCUGCAGGAUCGGGGCUCCGGCGGUCUUGCCCUGCAGGGCUGUAGGUAUUCUGCCCAUCACCUAUACCUGGACCAGGGUCCGAGCAGAGAGACCGUCCCGCAUCAGCCUCACUGAAGACAGACACAUUGACGAAAAUGGAGCUCUUCACAUUUCCAGUGUGCAGUCUUCUGAUGUCGGGGAAUAUUACUGCACUGCUGAGAAUCGAGCAGGACGACAUCAGAGACGUAGCAUCCUCGCUGCCACAGCUGAACAUCGUCCUGCUGAUAGAGACAAGCAGACAGGACUGGUUUUGUCUGCUAGCACCAACACAAGCAAAGAGCUGCCUGCUUCCCAAUCCAGUGACUCUUCGGCUGAGCAACAGCUUGGGACAACACGCCGUCCACAUGUACAGGCACAGCAUAAGGAGGCCACGUGCUCCUUAUCACACUGUGAUGCGACAACAAAUGGAGCCACCACAUUGUCUACAUUUUCAAGAGGAGCAGUGGCAGAGCUCAAAAUGCCACUGCGAUCACAAGGCUAUCUUUUACAGCAUCGCCUGAAUCCGCCAACGACUAAUCCAACCCAACCAUUGGUCACACAGAUGCAGCCUCCAAUGUUACCACCUCCUCCACACCCGAACUUCCAGUCAGUAGAUCUCCACACCCAACCGCCACUGACUAGUGAUCCUCUUUUGAUUUCAAAUAGUGAGGCACCAGUAAUACACAGCCAAACAGCAGUAGUCACUAGGGGAGUUUUGGGUACAGCCCUUCAGGAUUUACUCGCUGAAAGUCAAUCCCAUUUGACAUUAACAUCAUCACGUACACAGCAUCAAGUCAGUGACGGCUUGUUGAUAGAAUCUGAUUCUAAGGGAUCUAACAUCAGUGCUGGAUCUCAAACCAGUCCAAUCAUAGAGCCCUACACUGAGCCGUCAAACCCUCCAGUGGGUAGGCCCUUUGGCUUUCGCAAGUUGGAUUUGUAUUAUCCGACUCCAACACAGAGUCCAGCAACCCAAACCAAUACGAGCCACCCUAGUUCUAUCAGUCAGUCUUUUGAUUUUCAAGCUGAACUGAACCAAACUCAAACUCACCGGCUGGUUACGAAAAGUACAAUUUACCAGUCCGGUCAAGAGUCAACCUCAACCCAGAUUUCUCAAACCAAAUUCAAGCACCAAGGUCAACGUCUGCACCAGGAAACACAUCUGCAGUCUUCCCCAACCUUUCCAGAUCCUCAAGAAACGUUCACUCAAAGUCUUCUUCCGAAGUUUCAUCUUGAGCUAUCGACAAACCCACAAUAUCAGCCUUCUACACAACCUCCACCGUCAUCAGUCACAAAGCCUCAACAGUCCCGAAUUCCCAGUGAACCAAUGAAAACCAUGUCUACACUUCCUCAAUCACCUCCAACACAACAUCCACUGCUCCACUCACAAACUCAUCUACCUCAGACGGAAACCUUUCCACUCCAACACAGAAACACUCUUAAAAUCCAACCUUCAAUCUCAACCGCCCUUCAGACCUCCGAUCCUUCAACGCUGGACCCUGUGGUUCCUGUUGUCCACCAGGUCAAUAUGUCCGAUAAGGUUCAGCGAAACACUAGCCAGAAAGGUGACCCGGCUCAGGGAGCAAAAUCAACCAAUGACACAGAGCUUACAGAGUGGCUGAAGAGGAACACCUCCCAAUCACCUAUGACCAGCAAUGAUCAAAGAGUAACGCAGCAGUCUCCAUCAUGGUUGCCCGUGCUGGAGAAACACGACAUUCCCAUUGUGGUGGGUGUGGGUGUAUCUCUGGCCUUCAUCUUCAUCACUGUUACCUUCUAUGCAGUGGUCCAGAAGAGCGAAUCCGCAACGACAAGCCAAGCAGCUCAGAUGAACGUAGGCGACCCCACACAACACACUGAAGGUCGAGCUGCAGGACGUACCUAUGAAAACAGGGCUUUUGAAGACGAUGACUGUGUGGCAGUGAUUGAGCAGAGCCCAAACACAUCAGACACCCAAGCCCGACCUCCAGGACCAAGCCUGGUCACGGUGCAGAUGGAGCCGACAUUUGAGGAUUUUCAGGAUGCCCCACAACUGGCUUUGGACAAUCACUUAGUCACCGUAGAGACUUAUCCUGAGCCCGUUCUUGACACAAAGAUUGAUGCCGCUCUGGAGGAGGAUAAGGGCUGCAGUUUGUCGCAGCCCAGCAUCCAGCUGCAGUGUGCCGAGGACUGGACCAGUAACAGAGACGACAACCGUUGCAGCCCGUGUCAGGACGCGUUGCCUCCCCCAUCAUCCUUACCCUCUCGAUCACCUUCCCCCUCUCCACCAUCCAGACGUGAGGAGGGUCUGCGCUCCUCCUUAACCCUGCAAAGUGCUGAGGCAUGUAUAGCACCCAUCCACCACAGCCUCAGCAUCUCACAUGGCAACACUCCCAUGCUCCUCUCUCACCACGUGUCCUUGGGCCUCACUACUGUGGCUGUAGAUGUUCAUUUUUACCCAGCAGGCACUGCUUCAACGGCAGUGGGCACUAGCACUCAUAUCAGUUCGGUCUCUAAUACCACUACAGUGGCUGCACCACUGUUCAGUCCCCCGGUCGUUAACCGUCAGGAGAAUGACCAAUCGAAUGCUAGAUUUCAUCAGAGUAAGUAGCUCCAAAGUCCAGGACGUGCACAUAUGAACAGUGCCUCAGACAGUUAUACAAAAUAUCUUAUAAUGUAAACUUUUUUUUUCGAUUAUAUUGACUGAUACGUUUGCACACGGCCACAGAAUUAGAAGUCGGAAAAUAUAUUUUUUACUUAUAAGAGUCUUUAUGUGUAUGGAGGGGAAACAGCUAGCCGGCCUCUGAUAAAGUAAAAAAUACUCCGAGUAACUAAUUUAAAACAUGAUUUAUUUUCUUUGUUGAAUCUGUUCUCUAAUUAAAAUGUAAAGACCAUCAAUUUGUGGUUUCACAAACACACCCACAUAAAAGUUACCGAAAUGUUGGUGUAUUCAUUUAAAAAAAUAAAAAUGAAAUAUUCUGUUUUCGCAUCCUCGCCUUUGUCUACCUGUGUAUUUCAUAGCUUUAGCACAGCACUUUCUGUAUUACUCCCUGUGUUACAAUAAUUAUUAUGUUUCAGCUUGACUGUAGUUCAGGCUACUUAUGAAUUGUGGGCUUGCUUUCUACUCUUUAUGUCACUACUGAAACAGUUAACUGGUGCAUGUUGAAUAUUAUUUCAAUUAUUCGUUUCAUUUCGAAUUCCAUUUCAUUGUGAUGUCAUGGGUGAGUACAAGUACAGUAAAACAUAAAUGUGUUGUACAGUAUUGACUUAUCAUGAACCAGCCAAGGAUACUUUACUUUGUCACAAUUUAUUGCAUUUCUUUUUUCUCCAUGACUUGCUCAUUCACUUAUAUCAAGCUACUUGACUGUUAACACCUUUUUUUUAACCAACGGAGGGUGAGAGGAGCUGUAUUAAUAAACAAUUAGACAUACAA
Pseudoliparis swirei is the source of this 5028-nucleotide messenger RNA. RefSeq names its product mucin-2-like. Gene Ontology annotation, cellular component: plasma membrane. The coding region runs from base 298 to 4206 and encodes 1302 amino acids. The transcript is spliced from 18 exons. The record is from RefSeq and is a predicted model, not a curated record. NCBI's taxonomy places the organism in Eukaryota, Metazoa, Chordata, Actinopteri, Perciformes, Liparidae. Gene Ontology annotation, biological process: homophilic cell-cell adhesion.